Messenger RNA from Schistocerca gregaria, 8982 nucleotides. Its product is annotated as roundabout homolog 2-like. The record is from RefSeq and is a predicted model, not a curated record. Bases 461 to 4396 code for a protein of 1311 amino acids. Lineage: Eukaryota; Metazoa; Arthropoda; Insecta; Orthoptera; Acrididae. Gene Ontology annotation, cellular component: plasma membrane; axon. Gene Ontology annotation, biological process: homophilic cell-cell adhesion; axon guidance; dendrite self-avoidance. Gene Ontology annotation, molecular function: cell-cell adhesion mediator activity. The transcript is spliced from 17 exons.
AGAGCGGGGCCAGGGCCCCGGCAGUCGCGAGCGCGCCGCCCGCACGGUCGCACGCUCACGCAGACACUGUGUGUUACGUCACGGCGCACACUCGCCGCGACCUCCGUGGCGGCGUGCGUGCCAGCGCCCGCUCGCGGGGCGCGACCCGCAGUCCCGAAAGCUCCCACUCACUGCCGGCGACCCGCUAAACUCCAUAUAAAAAAAUAUUACCGAGUGCUACUUUCACGAAACUGCAGUAGGCGUGUUAUUUCACAGCUUUCAACCUCAGCAGUCGAAGCCACUACUCGCUUCUCUUCCAGUCGAAUUGACGAACCGUUGUCCCCUCCGUAACUUUCGACAGAGUGCUCGAAUUAAAUAAUAACAGCUGCGCGGUACCUGUUGUGUUUUGUUUGGUGUGCUGCCACCCCUCGAGAGGGGUGCGCUGUGUUUUUGCGAUGAGGCGGUGGACGGCUGUCUAGCGAUGGUGAUGCGACGUCCGAAGAUGUCGGUGGAGAAGACAUCGCGGCUCGUGAUGCUGUCACCCCUGCUGCUGCUUUUACUGGCGCCGGGGAUGUCGUUAGGCGUCACACACUCCAAAGGGCUGCAGCUGGGCACACCGCUGCGGCCGCCGCGCAUCACGGAACACCCGACAGACGCGACGGUGCCGCGCCACGACCCGGCCACGCUCAACUGCAAGGCGGACGGUGAGCCCGAGCCGACCAUCGCCUGGUUCAAGGACGGCGAGCCGGUGCGCACGUCGGCGGCGGACGUGCGCUCCAGCCGAGUGCUGCUGCCCACGGGCUCGCUCUUCUUCCUGCGCGUCGUGCACGGCCGCAAGGACUCCGACGCCGGCGUCUACUGGUGCGAGGCGCGCAACGCCGCCGGCGUCGCCAAGUCGCGCAACGCCACGCUCGAGGUCGCCGUGCUGCGCGACGAAUUCCGUGCAGAGCCAAAGAACACGCGCGUGGCGCAGGGGGACACGGCACUGUUGGAGUGUGGUCCCCCAAGGGGUCAUCCCGAGCCCUCAGUCACGUGGCGCAAGAACGGCCACCCGCUCGACCUCGACUCCAACAAGAGGCUACGGCUGGUGGACGGGGGCAACCUGGCCAUCACGGACGUGCGCCAGAGCGACGAUGGGCGCUACCAGUGCGUCGCCAGGAACUCGGCCGGCGUCCGCGAGUCCGGCACAGCACAGCUGCGGGUGCACGUCCGGCCGUUUCUGGUGCGCGGCCCGGAGGACGCGGUGUCGCUGGCGGGCGGCGCGGUGCAGUUCACGUGCCGCGUGGGCGGCGACCCGCCCCCGGAGGUGCUGUGGCGGCGCACGGCGGGCGGCGGCUCCAUGCCGCUGGGCCGCGUGCACAUCCUGGAGGACCGCAGCCUGCGCGUGCAGGACAUCACGCCCGAGGACGAGGGCGAGUACAGCUGCGAGGCCGACAACGCCGUCGGCUCCGUCACCGCCUCCGCCACCCUCACCGUGCACUCCCCGCCUUCUCUGACGCUCCGGCCCGCUGAGCUGACGGUGGAGCAGCGCCGCGACGCCGUGUUCGAGUGCUCGGCGUCGGGGAAUCCCCGUCCGUCCGUCUUCUGGUCCGUGUCCGGUGCCAAGGCGCUGCUCUUCUCCGGAGCCUCCAACGGCCGCUGGGCCGCCUCCACCUCUCCUGAGGGCAGCGCGGUCCUCACCCUCCAGGGCGCGACCCGCAACGACUCGCGCAGCUGGGUGACGUGCUCGGCGGUGAACGCGGCCGGGUCUGCGGUGGCGCGCGCGCGCCUGCGCGUCGUGGCGCCGGAGGACCUGCCGCCGCCGGUGAUCGCGCUCGGCCCCGCCAACCAGACGCUGCCCGUGCAGUCCGUGGCGCUGCUGCCGUGCCGCGCCGCGGGCAGCCCGCCGCCCGUCAUCACGUGGUACCGCGACGGCGCGCCUGUGCUGGCUGGCCCGCGCGUCAACGUCUCCGCCUCCGGCACGCUCCAGAUCAACGACCUGGAGAAGCGAGACAGCGGCCUGUACACGUGCGUGGCGUCUUCGCGGAGCGGGAAGGCCACCUGGAGCGCCAACCUGCGCCUCGAGCUGCCCACCAACCCCAACAUCCACUUCUUCCGCGCGCCUGAGCCGUCCACGUUCCCCGGUCCGCCGAGCCGGCCACACGUCGUCAACGUCACCGCCUCCAGCGUCACCAUCCAGUGGACGCGCAACAACAAGAUCGGCUCCUCGUCCCUGCUCGGCUACCAGGUGGAGGUGUUCGGGCGUGACGAGUCCGCGGGCGGCGGCGGCGGCGGCGGCUGGGUGGUGUCGGCGCGCCGUGUGCCGGGCCCCAGCUACACGCAGCACCACCUGGCGGCCGGCGUCACGUACACCUUCCUGGUGCGCGCCGAGAACUCGCACGGCCUGUCGCCGCCCAGCCCGCUGUCCGACCCGGUGACGGUCCCCGCGGGCGCCGCGGGCGCAGCCAGCAGGGCGGAAGAGGAGCGGCUGCUGGCCAGGGCGACUGCCAGCCUGCUGGCCGGGCACAUCGUAGAGCUGGCCGACGCCCAGCCCGUCGCCUCCACCGCCGUCAAGCUCGUCUGGGAGAUCUUGAGUGCAGAGUUUGUCGAGGGCUUCUACAUAUACUCAAGGCCACUGGAUGGAGUACGCAUGCCAGGAGCCUACAAUGUGCUGACAGUGCUGCAUGCUGGAGAAGCAUCAGGUUUCCAAGUGUCCGGCCUAGCAAAGUAUACACGCUAUGAGUUCUUCCUUGUGCCCUUCUACAAGACUGUUGAUGGCCGUCCUUCUAACUCGAGAACUGUACGCACACUGGAAGAUGUUCCAUCUGAACCACCAACACAAAUAGAAGCUACUCUGUUAAAUGCCACUGCAGUGUACCUGAAAUGGAAACCACCACCUGCAAGCUCACACAAUGGUGUUCUGAGAAGCUAUCAGGUUGUGGUACGCACAGGAGGAACUGCUGAAAGCAAUACUUCAAGGGUACUCAGCAAUGUGACAGUGAGUGCAACGAGCCCCACCCUGCUGCUGACCAACCUAACUGCAGGUGUGACAUACAUUGUCCAGGCAUCUGCUGUCACCCGAGCUGGUCCAGGGCCAGCCAGUGCUCCAGCCACUCUCAGGCUUGAUCCUGCCUCACGGCUACUGCUCAGAGACCACCAUAACAGGCAACCUGUAGGAAAUGAUCCAAGCCUAAGCCCUGGAAUUAGUGGAAAUGACUUCCUCACAGAGACCUGGUUCAUUGCUUUGCUGGGAAGCAUGGUUGCAGUAAUGGCAUUGCUUUUUGCUUCCAUGUUCCUUGUGAGACGCAGACAACUCAUGGCAAAAAAAUCCACUUUGCAUGAUUCACGGCCAAAUACCAGUGUGCUUCCUGCUCCUUUAAAUCUAAAAGCAGCAGUCGGUUUGACACCCAGUUCCCAUGACUCUUCGCUCUGGAUAGAAAAUCGCCCAACCCCUAGCUGUUGGAGAUCAUCAGAAACACGCACCGUAACUACUGGUGGCUCUGUAACACCAACAAUGAAAGAAUGUAUAGAUAAUGGAAUGCUUGAACCCACUCCAGCAUAUGCAGAAACCGGGAUUCGGUCAACACCGUCUUACGAAGCAGGAGACACACAAGCUGAAAAUGAGCACAUGCCAGCUUAUGCCGAGGUAGAUGCUGCACAUACCACAUUAAGCACUUUCCAAGGUUAUAGAAGUGGUGAUGAAAGUCCAGCUCCUUAUGCAACAACCACCUUGGUUGGCAGCUCACGGCACAAUAUUGGAAAUGUGGGCUGGCAUCCGACUUGUCACCCAGUAGAUACGGAUGAAACGGCCUACCCUCAGAAUUCCAAUGGCUUCUUUGGAAGAAAUGUAUAUUCUGAUUCAUAUUUUUUUAGUGCACAGUGUGCAAAUGGAUAUGCACUUCAAACAGGACUGCCAAGCACACACAACAACGUUACAGGAAGAAAGGCAAUGUCAGAGAUGGGUCCAAGUAAUGGUCCCACUCCAUCACCUACGCCAACAAGUACACUUCGAAGGAUACAUCGGAGAUCACAGAAAUCCAUUCCAAGACCUGAGCAUCAAGAAUAUGCGAAUCAAGCUCAGAGCAAUGGUCUAAGGGAAAGUCAGUGCUUUUCUGAACCACCUCCAGAUGUCAUCACACCUCCUUCGCAACAAACAAACAAUAGCAACCAGAUGCAGCCAUCAUGGAAAGGACACACAACGUGUGGGGUGAAGCCAAUGUUGUUAUUAACUUCAGUGCCCAACACAGAACCAUACAAAGGGUCACAAAUAAUUAAAGACUUGCCACAUGCAACAAAUAAUUAUAAUGCUCACAGUCUGUCCAGCUUUGCGGUGCCUUAUCCUGCCUAUGCACCAAUCACUAGGCAUGGACAGUAUCAAUCAGUGUAUCACCAGUCAUCUCAAAGUGAACCUGGCAAUCACAACAGUCAUGGCACAUAAACUACCAUGUCAUACUGUAUCUGUUUUGUAAAGCAUGUUCAAACUAUGUCAGCUCAGUGACUGAUAAUCAUUUAAAAGGACAAUGUAUAGUUUUCCAUUUAAAUGAGGUGUACAUCAUUUGAUAAGAAGAAACCUGACUUUUUAUGAGAUCUGUACAUACUCCCAGUUAAUAAAUUUAUUUUUACCAUUGAAUCCUUACCAUUGUAUAAUUCAAAAUACUAUGAUGAUGCUGAGAGAGAACAAGCUGUAUUUGGUAUUGGAAGUAUUAAGACAACUAUAUGUACUGUAAAUGUCAUGAUCUGUUGAACUUUUAGAGAACUGAACUAAGCAAGAAAAUAUUAAUACUGCUCUCUUUAUGAACUGACUAAACCUAAUGUCUGUUCCCCUCCAUUAUGUUUCAAGUCAAAUAUCAUGACAACAUCAAAUUCUUUCAGCCAUAGCACUUCUACAAUUGUCUAACUGUGAUAAAUGUGUUAUUAUUGCUGUUGUUACCCUUUUUAUACUCAUGGACUAUAUGUAUGCUACAAGAGAUUUAUUUCCUUUAUUGCUUCUUAUUCCAGCUUACAUGUUGUGAAUUGGUAACAGUAAUAAACAAAUGGACAAUGUCACUAUCAGGAUCAAAAAUUUUUGAAUGUAGAUAAGUGUAUACAUCAUAAAUGAAUGCAUUUUCAGCUUGAAGGUCACACUAACAUUUUUUUUCCUUGUAUGUAAAAAUGUGAAGACAGAAUUCAUGACUUUAGUGAGGUCUUAUGUGUUAUAAAAGUUAUUGUGAAGACUGGCAGGCAGGCAGCAUAAAUAAAGGACAAAUGAAAAUAUAUCUAAUAACUGCAUUUCUUUACUGAAUACUGAGUUGUUUCUUGACAGAGUUGCAUGCUAAUCAGUAACUCAGUGUUAGUACAAUUUUCAAGCAGACCUAUUUGUGGCAAAUAAUAUUUAGUUAGAAAAUUUUAUUUAAGAUGAUGUCCCUAGCAUACAUUAUCCUUCAGAUCACAAAUCCCUGUAGAAAAAAUAAAAAAGAAUAACACACACACACACACACACACACACACACACACACACACACACACACAACAUUAAAAAAGAUAUAUAUUUAGUUGUUGUGAAAUGAAGAGUUUAAAAUUGUGAUAUCCUAGGAUUAGGCUUGAGAGACUUAUACGGAAUUACCCAGCAAGUUAAGAAAAAUGGACUGUCAGUUGUACAUUACCAAUGUCUGAUCUGAAAAAGUUUUGAAAACUAAAAGAUGUAAUUAAACUGUGACCACUUACUUCCAGCUGCUUGUGAAAAUCUCUUAUCUUCUUCCAUAACUAGUGUCGAGUAAAUCUCCAAAUUACCUUCUGGGGCAAGCUAUUUAUUCAACUGUCAUGUCCCAUAGAUUGCAUCACGAAGGAGAACCUUAAGGAAUGUGGAACAAAUCAGGUACACAGCAACAUAGUUAAAACAGAUAUUAGAAACAGCAUCUAUAAUUAAUUAUCAUUAAUAUGUGAUAGAGCAAUACAGCGUAGUAAAAGGUCUACACUUUGGUCUAACAACUUGAAAAAUAAAAUGUAAACGAUAGAAAUAAGUUCCUUUGAUGUUGUCUCUACCCGUCAGUUGUUUUCAUGAAGGAAAGGAUCCUCAAAUGAAACUUUAAUGAACUAUGGUAAAGGUAUUUUUAGCACACUGUGUGCAGCUAACAGAGACAAAAAAUUAUUCAAAUGCUAGAAUUUGAAACCAAAAGUUCCUUCGUCUGGGUACUAGCCCUUAUUUCCUACAAACCUUUCCUCUUCAUCUAGGUAAAGAAACCUCUGAUUCUGAGCUUUUUGGUCAGACUAAAGCAGCAAAACAAAUCACAUUACCUACCAUUAGGAAAGUGAGUGCAACCAGUGACAGUGAUAUGAUUUAUAAAGUAUAGAACGCAGCAAUGAGUCAUCCUUUUUUUUCCAGGUUUUAUUUCGCAAAUGAAGAUUUUGUCUAGUGUCUAGCCAUUAUCAAUGCACUAUUUUCUAUUCUUGAUGCAAGGCAGUUUCCUGCCGUUCAGGCGUCAGUCACAUUUCUCUGAAUACUCAGUACUGACAUGCAUCAGUACUAGAAAAUAGUGCAUUGAUAAUGACUAGGCACUAGCUGAAAUCUGGAUUUUCCAAAUAAAACCUGGAAAAAAAGGGGGGAGGGGGGCAAAUGUGCUGCACUCUAUAAUUUAUAAAGCAAAACAUAUGCUGAAAUCAAAUAGGUGCCUAAGCUCUUAGUUAUUUACAGUAUAACAGGAGAAGCAUACGAAUAGCUCUGAACAACAAUACAACAUGACACAACAUCUAAACAUCCAGAUUACAUAAUGCUUUGUGUACACUAUUUCAGGUAAAACUGUUAUUGCAUAUUAUACAAAUGGCAUUUUUUGUUUUUCUGAAACAACUUCCAUCACAACACAACAAUAGAUUUAGCUGAAUAUUUCACACAUCGCAUUUCUUGGCAAAUAGAUUCAUUGCUCUGUUGUCUCUUUUGAACUGUCUCUGCAUUCUCAUAACUUUCCUGAUACAAUAUUACUAGAACACUAGUUGUUCAUUUCCAUAAUUCAUUGUAAUAUUUUGUACAGCGUCAACCAUUCAGAGUUACUUAAAUACUUGAAGUUAAACUGCAACUCUUCUACAAUUCACAUUACACCUAUACACGCAACAGACUGUCAUAUCUGUAAUGGUUCAGUGACCACCACUGCUCUGUGGUUACCAAUCUCUGACUUUUUACUUAUGGUGUCAGUGCAGCUAUCAUAAGAAUUGCAUAUCACUAUUUUACAAAGAGCUUUGUAUUUAUAAUUUGCCAUACAUGUAUAGUUGUGUAAGUCAGUGGUCAGCAAGUUAAAGUCAAAAUUGGACAAAAACUGUAUCUGAUUAUUAGUGCAAGUACAGUAACAACAUACAGCUCUUAACACAAUCAAAGUCACCACUUUCACAUCCUUUCCCGUCAUUUAACACUGUACACUACAAUAAGUACUCUUAAUUUGGUUGUCACAACAGUAGUGUAUAUAUGCUUAUAACCAUCUAGCAGUGUGCCAAACAUAAGUGAACCAAAAUUAUAUGAAAGAUUUGAAUUUAUUCUAUUUUUUAAAUUUUAUUUAUUUUAUCCUCAAAAUCCAGUUGUGUGCUGUUACAGAGCCAUAAACCAGGUUGCAGUUAACUUACUAGCAUUCUCUUCCAUUAUUAUUAAUGUUUUUUUUUUCUUUUAUUUUUUAUUGUUUGCCACCAAUAGAAGUCACAACAGAAAACAUAUGUACUUAGUGCAGACCCCCAGAGCUGUAAUUAAGAAUAUAACAUAGUUACUGAUUACAUUUGUUGUCUAAAAAUAAAAUGCUGUCCUAUAGAAAUAGGAAUUACAUUGUGUUUUGAGUCUGUGUCAUGAGUAUUCUCGAAAGGAAUAUUUUACAGGAUCAAACCCCUGUUGUUUAGCUCAUGAGAAUAUAAGAGGAAUUUCUUCAAGUUAAAGAUCAUAAAAAUUAAAAAAUGAUGCAAGCAAGCAAACAAUGAAGGCUGUCACAGAAUCAAUAAAUCUGUCAGAAUCUGUUCUUCCCUGUAGUUCCAAGAGAAACAAAUUUUUGUUACUUUCUCUCAUAUUUAGACUAUGGUUCAACAACGUAGUAUUAGUAAAAGAAAUUGUCAGUUUUGUUGUCCUUUUUUUCUACAUUACACACAUUUUUCUUACAAGAACUGUCAUACAUCCUACUAAAUGUUAAAUCCCUUUCACAGCUGUUGUGUUAAAUGUAAGACAUAAAUGGGGAAUUCAGAGUAGAACAAUUCAGUUACUCAUAUAUCUAUUUAAACUGAAAUUUUGCAUUCUUAUGGUCAUAUGAUUUAUCCAUAAAUAUCAGUAUAUAAUUUAUUCCAUAUCCUGUUGGCCACUAAUAAAUGAUUAGGCCCAUGUAUGUGCCAGUUUUUGUUAUGCUGCAAAUUAGAAAAACCAAUUAGGAAAAGUAAGGUGCUCAAAUCAAUCAGUACUCUACAUGAAAACCAAUUUAAACAAAAAAAUGGAAGAUACUGUUGACAACAUAAAUAAUGACAACAGUAAUAGUUUUUGUUAGUAACAUAUAAUUUGUAUAGAAUGCUGUUGCUUUGUUUCUUUUUUAUUUUCCAUAUUUACAAUAGGAAAACAGUUUACUUUGUUAUCUAAUACUAUUACAUCCUGAAAUGCAAAUAUUCAUGUUACUGGCAGUGAACACACUCUGAAAGACUGAACUACUAAGUAUAAAUGUAGCAUACUGCCUUCCUGAUGAAGUAUUACAGUAAUUAUAACAACUAAGUUGUUCUGAGAACUCAUUAAAUUUACGUGAAAAGUAAAUGCAAAUAAUGUGGUCAUGUUUGGUUUGUUAGCAAUUAUUAGUACUCAUAAAAGCAUAUAAAGCAACAUAUCAAGACAAGAGAACAAAAACAUACAAUAUCUGGAUAAGCCAUAAACAAGAUUGUUCAGAUUUAGAACACAUGUAACUGUAACUUAGUGCCAUAACACCCCAAAAAAUUUGAGUAUAUGUGUAAUAAUUGUUUUUAAAUUACCUUUACACAGUUACCACAUUACUAUGUAAAAGAAAAUCUAUGUUUGUGUACAUAAAGAUGAAAUAUAUGUGUGAA